GCAGCGGACCAGUUUCGCCCCUGCUCGCCUGUGCGGUGUCAGCUGGUCGGCGCGGUGAUGGAUUAUUCCCGAGACCCCGACGGGCCACUCGUCGACUGGGCUGCGGGAGGGGGCGCUCAUGGGGAUAAGGCGUCCAAUCCUGCAAGGCGGACAUUUCCCGAUGGCCGAGGUUCCAGCGUCGUGGUCCUCCUGGACGUGCUCGCGAGCAUCUGCAGUGGCAACCGUGGGUCGCCCCCAGCGCUGCAGUUGGUCUGGGAAUUCCUCGGCGCGGGGUUUGGCGCGCGCUGCGCUUGCAAAACCUCGGCCGAUCAGGACCUGGCGUCGUUCCUCGGCGCGCCCCGCGGCGGCGCGAAGGGCGAGCCGUUGGCAGUGCGCAUUUUGGAUUUCGUGGACACUCUUAUGACCGUUCCCUUGUGCGCGGACGGGCAGCCGUUCAGCGCGGCGGAGAUUCCGGAUCUGGGCAGCCCAGGCAACGUCGCGUACGUGGUACGGAACGUCUUCGGUUUCGGUGGCCGGGCAAAUCCCUUGGUCCACAGCCGUUUCGGGAGUUUCGCAGCGCGGUCCGCGCGGGCGAUCUGGGCCGCCGUCGGGGUCAAUCUUCGCGCGUGCACGGGCGGGCCGUCAGUCGUGGCUCGAGGUUCGACCGCGGAGUGCGCCGUCACGUUAGACGUGAUCUUGACAUGGUGGCUCGUUCCAGGGAUCCCGUUUUCUAGGUCGGAGGGCGAGUGCGCGUGCGCGCCGCUGCCAGCUUCCUCGCGCGAGGUCAGCCUGCGGCAUGCCUGGGUCGGCAUAUCCUGCGCCGUGGGCACGAAGUGCAUUAUGAUGGGUCUGCCCCCGGAGUUCGUCGACGUCUCUGUGGAGAUGCUCGGCCCUUUGCGGAAUGCGGGCAGGAUGGCGCAGGUGGUACCUGCGGCCGCGCUCUUCGUCUCCUCCCUUUCGUCGGCCUACCCGGGGUCGCAGCGGGCCCAGGAGCGCGAGGCCGCCGCGUCGCCGCCGGGCACG
This is a messenger RNA of Prorocentrum cordatum, 1002 nucleotides long. Lineage: Eukaryota; Dinophyceae; Prorocentrales; Prorocentraceae. The record is from the annotation of a GenBank genome assembly.